CGGAAGUUGCUUCCGAGUCGGGUAGAGGGGCGGGGUUUGUAGUGUGUAGUUGAUUAAUGAUUUGGUGUUAAACCGGUAUAAAGUGAUCCUGAUUAAACCGAUAUCAUCACCACAGAGUGUCAAAUCUCAUCUCAUCAUGAGUCAGAGUAAACGGGGAUCUUCACAGAACCGGAGGUCUCAGAUGGUGGUGGAUGAUGAUGAUGAAGGUUCUUUCACUCAGCCCAGUCUUUCCCAGGUACAGAGAGCCAGAGACAACUUCACAACUGUACAAGUGGACCGCAAGGUUGCUGAAGUUGUGCAGUUUAUUCUGAUCAAGGACCAGAGGAAGAUUCCCAUCCGGAGAACAGACAUUGUUAAACACGUGAUGAAGGAAUACCGGUCUCUGUACCUGGACAUCAUGAAGCGAGCAGACCGAACAUUUGAGCAGGUGUUUGGACUAAAGCUGGUGGAGAUUGACUCCAAGAAUCACAUUUAUAUCCUCACUAACAGACUGGAGCAGUCACUUGAGGAACCAAUCAGCAUGUGUCCUGCAAACCCAAAGACUGGGUUACUGUUUGUGAUCCUGGGCAUCAUUUUCAUGAAAGGCGGAAGUGUUAAAGAGACUUUAGUGUGGAACACUUUGAAGAAGCUCCGAGUGGACGUUGGAGAGAGACACGAGGACUUUGGUGAUGUGAAGAAGACCAUAAGUGAAGAGUUUGUACGACAGAAGUAUCUGGAGUAUGUUCGUAUUCCUCACACUGAGCCUCUGGAGUUUGAGUUUCGUUGGGGUCAGAGAGCAGAGAGUGAAGUAUCAAAGCUGAAAAUGCUUCAGUUUAUAGCAGAGCUACAUGAUCAGGAGCCUCAGUCAUGGACUCAACAGUACAGAGAAGCCACGAGUGCAGAGAACACACAGAGAUAACGCAACAGGAGUGUGUGUGUGUGUGUGUGUGUGUGUGUGUGUGUACAGAGUCAGUGUUCAUUAUUAUCUCCUUAUGGUUCCUCAUUAUUUCCCUCUUAACAUUGAGAUGAUAUCUGGAACUAUUUGCUUAUAGCAAACAUAAAACUUUGGUUAUUAGAAGGUACAUUAGAUACCUGAGUGUCUUCACGUCCACACACGGCUUCUGUUCCUGUCCUGAGUGAGAAGUUCAUCACUGAAAACAGCCUGUGAUACCAGGACAGUGUGUGUACUGCUGGUUAAUGGUGGAAGGGGGCGUGGCCUGAUGGAUUAGAAGUGUAAAUGUAUUGGCACCCCUAUUUUAUUUCACUUCUUCCAAACUUUUUUAAUAAUACAGAGCUGAAAUGAUCUCCAGCUUUCUCUUCUUCAUUUAACUGGUGCUUACUCAGUUCUUCCUGAAGAAACACUCAGUAAUGUGUUUAAAUCUUCUCUCUCUCUCGCUCUCUCUCGCUCUCUCUGUCUCUCUCGCUCUCUCUGUCUCUCUUGCGCUCUCUCUCUCUCUCUCUCUCUCUCUCCCUCCCUCCCUCCCUCCCUCCCUGUGCUUUCAUUUGCACCAGAAAUGCCAAUAAAAUCACAAUAAAUCUCUG
Molecule: messenger RNA, 1521 nt
Organism: Silurus meridionalis
Lineage: Eukaryota; Metazoa; Chordata; Actinopteri; Siluriformes; Siluridae
Gene: ndnl2
Product: necdin-like 2
Exons: 10
Coding region: 137-898 (253 amino acids)
Cellular component (GO): nucleus
Source: RefSeq, a predicted model, not a curated record